Molecule: messenger RNA, 1902 nt
Organism: Melopsittacus undulatus (budgerigar)
Lineage: Eukaryota; Metazoa; Chordata; Aves; Psittaciformes; Psittaculidae
Product: discoidin, CUB and LCCL domain-containing protein 1-like
Exons: 15
Coding region: 39-1859 (606 amino acids)
Cellular component (GO): plasma membrane
Molecular function (GO): signaling receptor activity
Source: RefSeq, a predicted model, not a curated record
GGGCUGCGGGAUCCCGGUGGCCGCGGAGCGGGAGGAGGAUGGCGCUGGCCAUGGCGCUGCGUUCAGCCAGCGGGCAGCUCGGGGACGGCUGUGGCCACACACUGCUGACCCCCCAGAGCGGCACCCUCAGCUCCAGGAACUACCCGGGCACGUAUCCCAACCACACCAUGUGCCGCUGGCGGCUCCGGAGCCCCCCCGGCACCUUCCUGCUCCUCACCUUUGGGGAUGUGGACCUGGAGCCUUCGGAGCGCUGCGCCAGCAGCUCCCUGCUGCUCACUGACCCCCAGGCAGGCAUCUCCUAUGGGCCCUACUGCAGGAAUGCUGUCCCCAGCACCCCACUCCUGGUGACCAACACCAGCACUGUGACCGUCCUGUUCAACAGCACCAGCCACCGCUCGGGACGGGGCCUCCUCCUGUCCUACGCCACAACGCAGCACCCAGACCUGGUCUCCUGCCUGGUUCGAGGCACCCACUACACCCAGGAGCACAUCAGUGUGUACUGCCCUGCCGGCUGCAAGGACAUUGAUGGGGACAUCUGGGGCAACCCCAGCCAGGGCUACCGGGACACGUCGGUGCUGUGCAAGGCGGCCGUGCAUGCCGGGGUGAUCGCGGAUGAGCAGGGCGGGCAGGUGACCCUGGCACGGGAGAAGGGCAUCACGCUAUAUGAGUCAGCCUUUGCCAAUGGGCUCCACUCCAAAAGGGGAUCCCUCUCCGAGAAGCGGCUCCUGUUCCAUAAAGCCUGUGCCGAUGUGCUGGAGGUAGCUGCCUUCAACGCCUCGUCCUGCUGGCACGAGGUGGAUGCGCUGGGCCAGGACCGGGCCUGGGGGGCCCAGCGGGCAGCGCUCAGCACCCCCGGGCACUCCUGGGCAGCAGAACCCGGCUCUGAGGCCGCUUGGCUGGAGCUGGACCUGGGCGCCCGCAGGAACAUCACUGGCAUCAUCACCAAGGGCUCCUCGAAGCAGCACGACUACUACGUGAAGUCCUACCGCGUGUCCUCCAGCCGCGAUGGGAAGAACUGGAGACCCUAUAGGGGCAGCAAUGGGCAGGAGGAAAAGGUGUUUGAGGGCAACACCGACAGCCAUGGGGAGGUCUCCAACGCCUUCAUCCCCCCCAUCGUUGGGCGCUACGUCCGUGUCACACCCCAGAGCUGGCACCAGCACGUAGCCAUGAAGGUGGCCCUGUUGGGAUGUCAGUCGGCGCGGGGCCGAGCGCCCCGGCCCUAUGCACCCGGUGUCCCCAGGGACGUCCCUGUCCCCACCAGCCACGCACCCAUCCCUGGUGUCGCUCUGGACCCGGAGAAGGCAGGCUCCACGCUGCUGCUGCUGCUGCUCAUUGGCGGCUUUGUGCUGCUGUGCUCCAGCCUCCUGGUGCUGGCUUUCCUGUGCCGCAGGAAGAGAAAACCAGCGGCGGACCUGAGCUGUGGGAUCAUGAAAGGGCACCCCAAGCUGGACCCGAGCUCGGUGUGUUCCCUGCAGACCCUGCCGCCCCAUGGCUCCACGCUGGCCUCCUCACCAGAAUACGCGGAGCCGGACGUGGUGCAGCGGAGCCCCAGCAGCCAGGCCCCCCCCUCCACCUUCAGGCCCCCUCCGGAUGAAGGCUACGCUCUGCCGCUGGUCCUGAGCCACUACGACAGCCCCGGCAGGCACCACGAGUACGCGGAGCCGCUGCCGCCCGAGCCCGAGUACGCCACCCCCUUCACGGAGCCGGAGCCCCCCGCUGCCGGGGCCCCCCUGUCCCCUUUGCUACGAUACCAGAGCCCGGCCCCUCCCCGGCCCUGGGGGGGAACCGGUGCGGCGGCGAGGGGUGACAGCCCCGCGGUGGAGGGGUCGCUGUCACACGUGUACCACGAAGCCUUGUGAGGCGGGCGGGGCGGGGCCGGCGCUUAACAACACCCGUAUUUAU